UCGAGAGCGACUGGGCUGUCCCUCGCAACUUGUAUCUCUGGACAGCACCUCAAUUUGAGCUGGUUUGAGCAAGUUUCUUCUCUUUGCGACCACAAAGGCUUGUUCGCUUGGCAGACACCAUGUUGACCUCUAGCCUCUCCUUUCCAUUGCUUGUGCUCGCCAGCCUGGGCUCGGCAGUCAAGCUCCCUGCAGAUGGCGCUGCAUUGGCCAAGCGGCAUUCGAAGUUGCCAGACUAUGCUAAAAGGAAUCUCCAGACCAUCCGCGAGAUCUACAACUUGACCGUAUACCCGAACAACGCUCAAAUUGUCGCGCAAGGAGCUUCCGCCGUACCUCCUCACCUCUUCGCUGACCAGGCCACUGGACGUGUCUCUCCCGUAGGCAACUUCACCGGCUUCGAUGACAGUAUCGAAUACUUCUUCUCUCUUGCCCCAACUCCACAAGGAUCCAACGGAGUUGCAUUCUACCGAUCAGAAGUUCUAGAGUUUACCUCGGGCUGUCCGGAAGUAGCUGCUUCAUUGGUAUACUUUCGCGCGGGGCACGUUGAUCCACAGACCUUGGAGUUGGACACUACAAAGCCAGUCUCGACAUUGUCACAGGUCGCAUUCUGGCGCUUUGACGACGAUGGCAAGGUCCUAAAAUACCACGCAUGGAUCCCAAACCUAGAGGCAUGGACCAACGCCGCAAAUGGAAUUGAUUUCGGAAACCCACUCGUCCAGAACGGUACCACACAGCAGCUAUGCGCCGGCAUCCAGCAGACAUGCACUGGUGAAAACCAGCAAUAUACAAGCACCGAGGACUGCAUCGCGCAACUGUCAGCGAAGCCUUUUGGCUCUUUCGAUGAGGCGUGGGGCGACAACGUUGUCUGCCGUGUGAUUCACGUAAUCUUGACCAAGGUCCGACCGCAGGUGCACUGCCCACAUGUCGGCCCACUCGGCGGUUCGCCACCUGACAACUGGAAGUGCGUCAAUAUCGACUACAGCGAAGAGUAUUUCGAUGACGAUGUCCUGUUCGGCGCUCCAGAGGGUAGUGUCUUCACUUGCGGAGGACCUCUGCUCACGGAUGGUGGCCUACCGGCCGGUUCUUACAGCUAUUAAAGGGGGAUAUUAGACAUAUAACAAAGUCGUAGAUAGGCUCCUAUCUUGUUGGGAGCCCCUCUAAUUACUGCAAUCCAGCGAGGAGAUAAAGCGUGCUUGGCCUUGCAUAUACGCAAAUCUACCAUUGAGCGCUAAGCUGCCACUGC
Cercospora beticola is the source of this 1240-nucleotide messenger RNA. RefSeq lists its product as uncharacterized. The record is from RefSeq and is a predicted model, not a curated record. NCBI's taxonomy places the organism in Eukaryota, Fungi, Ascomycota, Dothideomycetes, Mycosphaerellales, Mycosphaerellaceae.